CAUUGCCCUUGCACGGAGCGGAGCGCAGCGCCUGGACGGACGCCGCCGCCGCUACCACCAUGGGCCAGUGCGGCAUCACCUCCUCCAAGACCGUGCUGGUCUUCCUCAACCUCAUCUUCUGGGCAGCAGCAGGCAUCUUGUGCUAUGUGGGAGCCUAUGUCUUCAUCACUUACGAUGACUAUGAUCAUUUCUUUGAAGACGUGUACACACUCAUCCCUGCUGUUGUGAUUAUAGCCGUAGGAACUCUCCUUUUCAUUAUUGGACUAAUUGGAUGCUGUGCCACCAUCCGAGAAAGCCGCUGUGGACUUGCCACAUUUGUGAUCAUCCUGCUGUUGGUUUUUAUCACAGAGGUUGUCGUUGUGGUUUUGGGAUACGUUUAUAGAGCAAAGGUGGAAAGUGAAGUUGAUCGCCGCAUCCAGAAAGUGUACAAGACCUACAAUGGGACCUCUCCGGAUGCUGCCAGUCGGGCUAUUGAUUAUGUACAAAGACAACUGCACUGUUGUGGAAUUCACAAUUACUCAGACUGGGAGAAUACAGACUGGUUUAAAGAAGCAAAGAAUCAGAGCGUCCCCCUUAGCUGCUGCAGAACAUCGGCCAGCACCUGCAACGGGAGCCUGGCCCACCCUGCAGACCUCUACUCGGAGGGUUGCGAAGCCUUAGUUGUGAAGAAGCUCCAGGAUAUCAUGAUGUAUGUUAUUUGGGCGGCAUUGACGUUUGCUGCCAUUCAGCUGCUGGGCAUGCUCUGUGCUUGCAUCGUGCUGUGCCGGAGGAGCAGAGAUCCUGCCUACGAGCUGCUUAUCACCGGCGGAACCUACACCUAGAAGGCAGCGGCCCCUGAGCUCCUCAGUCUUGUUUCCCUUACCUGGAAGGUGGGUUAGGCAAGUCUCGGCAGUCACUCUGGGCUGGAGACUUCGCUGCAGCACACCUUGCACAAAGGAGAAACACCUCUCGUGGACACUGGUGACGGGCACAGAAACCGGGCUUUCCACAGACCUGCCAGCCCUCGAUGACCUUUCCCCCAUGCAGCCAUUUUUUAAAAAAUUAGGCUAAGAAGCAUUCUGAUUUCAGAAUCCUUGGCCAGGUUGGAACAGUAUGAUGGUCUUUAAAGGGGCAUCCCCUCUGAUUCUGAAAGCUUGACUGGGUGCGCCUGCUGGAGGCUGAGGCUACAUGAAGGGCCCCGAGUGCUGCCUUUCACCAGUGUCCAUUUUUAAAACGUGUAUAUUGUAGUCCAGUAUGAUUGGAAUUGUACAAAAUGACUCAAAACUGUAGAAUCCUAUGGCGUCUCUCUUAGAUCCUCUCCAUUUGAAGGCAUCUUCCAAACUUUAGUGUUUUUUAAAUAAAAGCUGGCUUUUCAGGAGUAUAAUGUAUGCACUACUGUUCUAUAAUGAUAUGUGUGUGGUUUUUUUAUGAGUAGGAUUUAAAUUUGGAAAUAAUGUACCCAUGUAGACUAGUGAGAUAGUAUGUAAAAGUGAUCUCAGUUGUACAUAGUAAAUCAGACUAAAUAAAGGCUGUAUAUCCUCCCUCCAGAA
Molecule: messenger RNA, 1529 nt
Organism: Vombatus ursinus (common wombat)
Lineage: Eukaryota; Metazoa; Chordata; Mammalia; Diprotodontia; Vombatidae
Gene: TSPAN3
Product: tetraspanin 3
Exons: 7
Coding region: 60-821 (253 amino acids)
Biological process (GO): protein localization to plasma membrane; regulation of vascular endothelial growth factor signaling pathway; protein maturation
Cellular component (GO): membrane
Source: RefSeq, a predicted model, not a curated record